Molecule: messenger RNA, 3830 nt
Organism: Zingiber officinale
Lineage: Eukaryota; Viridiplantae; Streptophyta; Magnoliopsida; Zingiberales; Zingiberaceae
Product: transcription initiation factor TFIID subunit 4b-like
Exons: 15
Coding region: 682-3552 (956 amino acids)
Biological process (GO): transcription initiation at RNA polymerase II promoter
Cellular component (GO): transcription factor TFIID complex
Molecular function (GO): protein heterodimerization activity; RNA polymerase II general transcription initiation factor activity; DNA binding
Source: RefSeq, a predicted model, not a curated record
AACGGGGCUUACAUCUGGAAUGAUGCCCUCUUUGCCCCAACGCCCCCUACUCGUUCCUCCUCUCCGACUCCGGCACCGGACGUGAACGUAUUCGGCUUUCCCGUCCGCCGACCGAUACCAUGCCCUGUGCAUCUUGUCCUAUCCAACGCCAAUCCACGCAACGGCGCGAGGUCAUGGCUUAAUUCCACCCUGCACCCACCCCUUCCUCUUCCGUGAUCGGCGACUCCCUCGCCGCUUCCUCGCUUCGCCACCUCGUCCUCCCCUACUCGUCAUCGCACUUCUAAUUCCCGCUAGGUCGCGAGUCAACGACCUGCCGCAGCUUCCGUGGUGCGUUCCUUCGCGCUCCUCUCCUCCUUGGACCUCGUGCAGCUCCCCUCCCAGUUACCUCGAGGACGCAACCUUCUACCAGAGGGCUGCAGCAACCCCCUUUCUCUUUCGCUGACUCCUCGGCCUCCCUCCAUCAACGCACGCGUCCGACGAGGUGCUUGAGUCGUAGAGGAUCUUCUCAGGUGCCCGGAGACCUGACUGGAAUUCUCGGUGCCUUCACAUUGAGGACUUGGUUUCUCAGAAGCAAAAGAUCGGAUCAACUAUCGUGCCAAUUGUCUUGCUGCCUCCUUUCAAACAUCUUGUGCUUUGCAAGUUUUUCCAUUCUUUGCUGUCAACAGAACAUCUUCCCCUGCCAUGGAUCCUACCAUAAUGAAGCUCCUUGAAGAGGAUGAGGAUGAGAGCAUGCACUCUGGUGCUGAUGUAGAUGCCUUGUCAGCAGCAUUGAACCGUGAUAUUGGCGGUGAUCAAGCUAUGGUUGGCCCGCCCUUGGACCCUGAUGCAGGUGCACCGAUGCAAGCAGGCAGUUUACAAUCUGAACAAGUAAUUAGACAGUGGAAAACGUCCAGUGAAAUAGGAAAUGACCAGCAUACUGAACAAAAAGAACAAGACCAACCUUUACAAUCAUCAGAGCAGCAUUCAUCUGGAGGUGAAUUGGUUCAGACAAAUUCUGCUCCUCAACCUCGAGUGGAGCAGUUCAAUAAUCUAUCAGAACAAGACCAGAUGACUCUUAAGCAAGAGCUUUCAGACUCAAAUAACUGUCAGCAACACUCAGAAGCUAAUUCACUUCAACCUGUUCAAAAGCAACUGGUAAAGAAACCUGAGCAAAGUAAUAUGCCAGUCUCAGAUACAAUUGAGGACACAAAUCAAGAUGUUGCCCAGCAUUCUGAGAAACAACAACAGCAGCAGCACAGUGUCCAGCAGUCAAGCAAUCAACAAACAUCAAACACAGCAAAUGCUGCUAUUCAGCCUUCUGAGAACCAACAACACCACAUAAUGCAGCAGUCAAAUAAUCAGCAAACACCCAGUUCUAGUCAAUCAAACAUGGCAUUAAGAAAGACUAAAGCUGCUUCCUCCAUACCUUUCCAUAUGCUGAUUCCAAUUCUACGGCCUCACCUUGACAACGAUAGGUCCAUGCAGCUACAGUCUAUUUUCGCUAAACUUAGGAAUAAUGAAAUCAGCAAAGAGGACUUCUUGAGAGUGAUAAGGAAUAUAGUUGGUGAUCAGAUGCUUAGACAAGCAGCUCAAAAGGUACAAAUGCAGCAGCUUCAGGUGAAGACUGCUCAAAAUCCACAGUCAAACACAAAUCCAUUUUCAUUACCAGCUCAAACUUCCUCGCAGCAAGUUUCUCCUGGUGGUGUACAACAGAUAACUGGAGCACGACCAUUUCCUGCACUCCACUCCUUACCAGCACAGAAUCUCAAAGUCCCUGCAUCUUCUCCUGGUCAACCUCAUGUUCCUGGCUUGCGUCCUAGCACAGGUCCUCAAGAAGUUGGGAUUGGGUCAGAUGGGAAAGGUUCCCAUUCUGUUCAAAAUUAUACUACCAGCAUGAAUUUGUCCAAUUCUGAGAGGGAUGGGUCGAUUGGUUCAACACUGCCAGUUAACAGGCCACAACAGUUGCAACCAUCUAUUUCAGUGCCUGGUAGCACUAGUAGUUAUAAUACCCAUACCUAUCCUAGGCCAUCUAUGAGCUCCUCGACUUCUCUCAGACCCAAUCUAGAUUCACAUGCAAGAACAGUUUCACAUACUCAGGGACUUGUUUCGACCCAAAUAAGACCAACUCAGGCCAUGAAUAUAGUAAAAAUGCCAACAUAUGAAUCAAGUUCUAAUAGUGAAACCAAGAGACAGCAAACUGGUUCCUUGACAAACCAUUCGACCUCCCUACAUAACCCAAUUACUUGGCAGAUGUCAGCAAACAAAGAUCAAAAAAGUACUGGAUUGCAGUCAACUUCUUAUGUAAAACAAGAGAUGGUUGAUCAAACAUCUGAAUCUGCAAAUAAAAUUCAAUUUUCAUCUUCAGAGACCACUUCAUUCAGUACAUCACAUUUUAACCAAGGAAAUUCUGCAUUUGGUUCUUCAAGUAUGAUGGGAACAAAUCAGGUUUCAGGCUCAGUACCUAACCAAGCAGAUCAGAAUAUGCAGGUGACUUCUGCAAUUCCACCCCAAUCUGGAGCAACCACAAAAACUCCCUUAAAGAAACCAUCUGCUGGCCAGAAGAAACCACUUGAUGCACUAGGUUCAUCUCCACCCAUGUCCAGCAAAAAACAGAAGACUGCUGGUGCUUUUCUUGAUCAAAGCAUCGAACAGCUAAAUGAUGUUACUGCUGUUAGUGGAGUUAAUUUAAGGGAAGAGGAAGAGCAGUUAUUAUCAGGUCUGAAAGAGGAUAGUCGAGCUUCAGAAGCAACUCGAAGGGUUGUACAAGAAGAAGAAGACAGGUUGAUAUUGCAGAAGGCCCCCCUUCAGAAAAAGCUAUCAGAUAUCAUGUUGAAAUGUGGUUUGAAGACUAUUGGUGGUGAUGUGGAGCGUUGUCUAUCAAUGUGUGUCGAGGAGCGAUUGAAAGGUUUGAUAUCUUAUCUGAUAAGACUGUCAAAACAGAGGGUUGAUAUUGAAAAAUCUAGGCAUCAAUUUGUCAUCACAUCGGAUGUUCGACGCCAGAUUUUUUCAAUGAAUCAGAAAGCCAAGGAAGAGUGGGACAAGAAGCAGGCUGAAGAGACUGAAAAACAUAGGAAAGUAACUGAAAUGGAUGGAAACACAGAAGCUGAUGCAGACAAGGACAAAGGGGAUCGUUCUAAAGCCACGAAGGUUAACAAAGAAGAAGAUGAUAAAAUGAGAACCACAGCUGCAAAUGUUGCAGCUCGAGCCGCUGUUGGUGGAGAUGAUAUGCUGUCAAAGUGGCAACUCAUGGCUGAGCGAGCUCGUCAAAAACAUGAUGGUCCUGAUGGGGCUUCUGCUUCCCAGCUAGGUAAAAGUGCAAACAGUAAAUCUUCACUGAACUCUGGAAGAGGUCCCAGAGAAAAGCAUGAAUCAGAUAAGAAAGGCUCUUCCUUGUCAACAUCUGGUGGUGCGAGGAGAUUUGGGAGGAACAAUGCCCUGGCCCAUCCAAAAGUUGCACGUAACAUCUCCGUUAAAGAUGUGAUAGCGGCCCUUGAGAGGGAGCCACAGAUGUCGAAAUCAUCUUUGAUUUACCGCCUGUAUGAGAGAUUGCCCAGCGAUUCUCCGGCAGAAUAGCUAAGGGUGAACUUCAUCUCUAUUAAACAUGUGAUCAGCCGUCCUUGAGAGGAAACCAGGAUACCGAAAUCAUCGCCUGUACGAUAGAUCAUCCAGUGAUUCUGCAACCGAACAGUCUAUGGAGAGCUUGAUCUCUGUUCAAUGAUGUUUUAAUGUAUUUUCUGAGUACAAAAGUUUCUGCAACAAUUAAUUGUGGUUAUUUAAAUUAUCGAACUCUGGACGAUACACUGACACUGAAGGCCUGUAUUUAAUGGAAAUUGAAGAGCAAUUCUGCAUUA